ACGCUUCGAGAAAAUAAUUUGUUUUGGAAUUUGGAUUGUCUGAAAUUCAACAUUUUCACACUAAAAAAAUGGCUUAAAAGAUAACGAUGGCCAUGCUUAAGGACAUGAAAUACCAGAUAAAGCGUAGGCUUUUUACGUCAGAGAAUGACAGUUCUUCUGAGCGAACUAAUCGACAAAAUACCAAACCAGCCGAUGCCGAAAAGAAGAGACUUCCAAGUAUACCCAGUCCAGACUUGGACGAGUAUAUGAAUAGAUCAGUCGCAAGGCAAAAAGCGGACGCUACCGCAUCAGCAGUAUUGAAAUCUUAUGGUCCAUAUUUCAUGGAGUACACUCUUCUAGCUGAGUACAAUCUUCUCCAGAAGCAAAGAAUUCCAGGAAUGUAUGUCCUUCCUGGAGCUAGAACACCCCUGGUUUGGUAUGGCGUGUUAUUUAUUCAUCAUGGGAUUUAUGAAGAAGGAGUAUUCAAAUUUGUCAUGACAAUACCGGAGAAUUUUCCAGAUGGCGACUGUCCGCAGGUGAAGUUUGUGCCAGCGGUGUACCAUCCAUUGAUCAACUUUGAAACAGGUGAAGUUGACGUCAAACAAGCAUUUCCAUCGUGGAGGAGAACUGUCAAUCAUUUAUGGCAGGUGCUGUUGUUUGCCCGAAGGUUGUUUUAUAGAAUUGAAAGUUCAAAUGCAGUGAACCAGGAAGCUGCUAUGCUUCAUAACAAUGAUUGUGAAGCGUACAAAGCUAAAGUGGUAGAAAACAUUAAUCAUUGUCAAGAACGACUCUGCAACAGUAUCGAUGAUGAUCCACAUGCAAUAAAGUUUACAGAGUGGGUCCCAGAAAAACAUGAGAAUAUUAAGAGUUCAAUUUUAAAUUCAAAGGAAACAAUAGACAGCACAACUUCACAGAAUGCUCAGACUUCAGGCUUGUCAUGGGUUCAAAAAGGUUCUGUGCAAAUAUUCAGCAAACCUGAUGAAAAAACUUAGGACACUCAGAUGCACAGCCACCCUCAGUUUUGGUGUAAAUGUAGAUAUUAUGUACUUACAUACUCCUAGAUCAUGGUUGCUGCAAAAAUUAACAACUAGUUGAAAGCAAUGCAAUGGUAAGACAAUAGGUUGAAGAUACUUGAAGAGUAACAAAAUGUAUACAAUGUAGCUAUAAUAUAUAUAGUAACAAUAUUUAUAUUUUUAUACAACUUAUAGUACAUGCAAGAGAUAGUAAAUAACUUUUUCAAAUUACAAAACAGUAUGUUUUUCUAGUUCUGAAAAUUUACAGUAUCAUUAAUAAUUAUAUCUAGAUUAUUUUAAUUA
Messenger RNA from Dendronephthya gigantea, 1295 nucleotides. Its product is annotated as protein AKTIP homolog. Lineage: Eukaryota; Metazoa; Cnidaria; Anthozoa; Malacalcyonacea; Nephtheidae. The record is from RefSeq and is a predicted model, not a curated record. The transcript is spliced from 9 exons. Bases 87 to 971 code for a protein of 294 amino acids.